Molecule: messenger RNA, 993 nt
Organism: Cyclopterus lumpus (lumpfish)
Lineage: Eukaryota; Metazoa; Chordata; Actinopteri; Perciformes; Cyclopteridae
Product: prolyl 4-hydroxylase subunit alpha-3-like
Exons: 8
Coding region: 1-993 (330 amino acids)
Cellular component (GO): endoplasmic reticulum
Molecular function (GO): procollagen-proline 4-dioxygenase activity; protein binding
Source: RefSeq, a predicted model, not a curated record
AUGGGGGAGAUCCCCAUGAUGGAUCCCACGUGCGUUUACCUCAGUUGGAGUCUCCUGGCUGUAGCGGUGAUCCCCGGGUCUUUAGGUGAAAUGUAUACGUCGCUGCUGAACGUGAAGCAGGCGAUCAGUGUUGAACAGAAGCUGAUCGAUUAUUUGAGAAUUUACAUCGACCACGAGUCCGAGCGACUGGAGGACAUCAAGCGCUUUUAUGACAAAGUGUCAGACCUGCACACUGAACUUUACAAAGGCCCGGCAGCCGCAAUGGCAAACCCGCUGGCGGCAUUCACCUUGAUCAAGAGGCUGCAUUCAGAGUGGCAGAAUGUAGUCAACAGCAAUGAAGCCCUGGAGAACUCACAAGCCCUCAGGUCGAGUUACAAGGCGGAAGAGGACGAUCUGCCCACACUGGAAGACCUCCAGGGAGCCGCCAAGGGGCUGAUGAGGCUGCAGGAUGUGUAUGCUCUUCAGGUUGCGAGCCUCGUUAGGGGUCGUUUCCAGAGAGUCACUGAUGGCAGGCCUACUGAUGUCUACCUGUCCACAGUGUCUGUCCCGCUGUCUGGUGAUGACUGCUUUCUGGUUGGAAAGGUGGCCUACGAGCAGGAAGACUACUACCACUCAGUGCAGUGGUUGGAGGAGUCGGUGCGUCUCUUCAGGGGAACAGGAGGCGAGUGGAGCCCUGAGAAUGAAGGGACUUUAGAGGACGCUCUGGAUCACCUGGCCUUCUCUCAUUUUAAAACAGGAAACGUCUCAUACGCUCUCAGUUUAUCUCAGGAGUUACUGCAUCAUGAUCCAAUGAAUGGAAGGGUUUUGCAGAAUAUUAAGAAAUACGAGAAGCUGCUGGUUUCAAGUCCGCCGAUAUCAAUGAUUGUAGAUGGGCUGAGGAGACCCACCUCCAAUCAUUUAAGGACCAGGGACACUUACGAGAGGCUCUCCCAGACACAAGGCUCUAAGUUCUUGACUCAGGCCAAGGACUGUCUUGUGUUUGUUCUGCAGUGA